AUGACGGCCAUGUCUGUAGCUCGUGGAUGUAACAUGGUGCAGCCCCAUCAGAAACUGUUGCUGGUAACUCUGGGCCCACCACAAACGACUGACACCAGACCGCGGCUCGCUAUGGAGGCGAGGGCUGAUGCCUAUGUUUGGACCAUGGAAGGAAAGGCAGGGGCUGUUCUUCGUAUACACUAUCCUGAACUCUUGCCGUCCGUCAUUAAUAGAGGGAUGGUGUUUGGUCGUUUCGGUCCAGACCAAAAAACCCAGUUGGUGACAGCCCUACAGGCGGAAGAUCUCAUAGUGGGGAUGUGUGGGGACGAGGCCAAUGACUGCGGCGCUCUGAAAGCUGCUCACGUGGGUGUAUCACUCUCAGAGUUUUACUCAAUACUGGGCAAAAAUCAGUUCCUAUACACUGAUUUAGUUCUAACAACUCUGCUAGCACUAUCUUUAGGCAGAGCGUCUCCCGGCCCGAUACUUACAAAACAAUCACCUCUCGUCUCUCUAGUUGCUAUGACAAACUACGUGGUAGUAACAUUAAUGACUCAAGCUGUGUUCGUGACGGUUCUACUUCUCUGUCCAUGGAAGUGGUUGGCUGACUUCAUUGAGAUAGAAGUUAUGAAUAUUGUUCAACAAGAACGGAGUCUAUCUAUUGCUUAUACCGGUCUUACAUCUCAUGUUGGCUAUAGCUGUUGA
Molecule: messenger RNA, 681 nt
Organism: Danaus chrysippus (African queen)
Lineage: Eukaryota; Metazoa; Arthropoda; Insecta; Lepidoptera; Nymphalidae
Source: the annotation of a GenBank genome assembly